Messenger RNA from Pungitius pungitius (ninespine stickleback), 1355 nucleotides. Its product is annotated as protocadherin Fat 1. Gene Ontology annotation, biological process: homophilic cell-cell adhesion. Gene Ontology annotation, cellular component: membrane. The transcript has 8 exons. Lineage: Eukaryota; Metazoa; Chordata; Actinopteri; Perciformes; Gasterosteidae. The record is from RefSeq and is a predicted model, not a curated record. Gene Ontology annotation, molecular function: calcium ion binding. Bases 463 to 1008 code for a protein of 181 amino acids.
CAUUUCUUCAGGAUCGAUCUACCCAACAGUGGAAAGAUCGUUCUGAACAAACAUCUGGACUACGAGACCAGAACCCAGUUGCAGGUGCUCAUCUGGGCCCAGGAAGUGAACACUGAAGAGAAGUUCAACACUUCUGUGGUUCUGACUGUGAACAUCGAGGACGGGGACGACCAGUAUCCUCGCUUCCUUCCCUGCACACCUAUCUCUCCAGGUGUUCCUGUCUGUGUGAGCCCUAGCUACAGUACAAACAUCUCACAGAAACAGCAGGACCUAGUUCUCAAGUUUUCACCGGGUCCAAUCAGUGCAGAGGAUGGAGACCGAGGAAUCAACACCCCUCUGAUCUACAGCAUCCUGUCAGGUGGGGAUCAAAGCUGGUUUGUGAUCAACAACAGGACCGGUGAGAUCCAGCUAACCAGAGCUGUCCCCCUUAGACACCAGGAGAAAACCUUCACACUCAGCGUCAUGGUGUGUCAGGAGGACGACCGGCUUAAGUACAGUGUAGUUUCGGUUCUGAUCAGGGUUCUCAGCGAGAAUACGUUCCCUCCGGUCUUUAACAGAACCACCUUUAAAGGAUUCAUAGUCCAGAGCCUGAGCCCAGCCUCCAUCGUCACCACAUAUGGGAACCAGGUUUUACAGAUCCAGGCAUCAGACCGCGACUUCUCUGACGGCCUGAAUCCAAACAUCCACUACUCCAUCCUUCCCCCAUCUGAACUAUACCAAGUGACCAACGGGGGGGUUCUGAUUGCCAGGACGGACCGUCUGCAUGCCUUUGACAGACGCAUAAUACGGGUUGUAGCCAGAGAUGAAGAGUCAGGGGAAGAAGUUUCAGCUUCAGUGGAUAUUGAAGUCCUGCAGACUGGACAAUCAGUUCCUCGUGCUGCGGUCACUGAGCAGCAGAUGUUUGGGAAUGUGGACAGCAGACUUGCAGGAGGAAUCAUAGCGAUGAUUCUUCUUUUGUUUCUAUCAGCUGUCGUGUUUUUGAUGCUUCGAGCUGUAAAGGGAAGAUAAAGUACUGGGAAAUCCUGAAGAUGACCACAGGUGAUUACAUCACUGCAUUGGACACAGAUCACGACACGAGGACAGACCAAUCAGAGGACACGUUACAGACCAAUCAGAGAUGUUGCUACAGGUCGACAUGAGGACAGACCAAUCAGAGGACGAGCUACGAGACAACAUGAGGACAGACCAAUUUGAGGAGAUGCCACAGGAUGACGGACUGAAGAUCCAUUUUUCCAAGACUAGACUAAGAUCCAAGACUAGUACAGAUAAGAGGAGAGUGACACAUCUCGCCAGCUAAUUUCAGAGCAGGAACAAAUAACUUAAUAUCACUGUCCUCUAUGUUGAAUUAAAACCAC